Amoebophrya sp. A25 is the source of this 1914-nucleotide messenger RNA. The record is from the annotation of a GenBank genome assembly. Lineage: Eukaryota; Dinophyceae; Syndiniales; Amoebophryaceae.
GUUCAUGUGCAGAAAUAAAAUGCUGAGCUUGUAGUUUUUGGGCCAAGCCUUCUUCGAUCAUGGUUUGGGCAAGCCUUCUUCGAUGAUGGAUAGGUCCAAGGCCUGCGUCGAUCUAUCAUGGAUUGAAUGAAAAACAAGUGUCUUCUGAACAGCACUCGUGUUUGAAUUCUGGAGUUUCACAACUCUCUCCGUCUCUAGUUUCCGGAGUAGGGGACUCUGCCACUCCUCGUCCUCGUAAAUAAGUAGUUUCAAAAAUAUUAUCUAUAUUUGACGAUAUGCAUUUGCAUACAACCGCGACACGACACCAGAUACACCUUGUUAUACUGUCGGAUACGGAUACUUUUCUCUUGCUUUGAUCUAGAACACGAUCACCCUUUUACUUUUAGUUUCAAAAAUUUCCAUCGCCAACAUCGGUUGUAGAGAACCCGAGACUUCUAAACACGUUACUUCUACUACAAACAGACACCCACACCUAGUUAGUUCUCGUUGUAGACGCGACACUAGUCAAUCACAUAGCCAAUAAAAAUGAAGUUGUUGAGCGGAAAGUCUUUUGUUGCUGCGGUGGCGGCUGUUGCUGGCACCUUUUGGCUGGUUGAGGCGAAGAAGCCAGGCAAGACGGAAGGUGAAGCUUUCAUGAAAGAAAUUGUGAAAGAAGACGGCGUCACUGUGCUCCCGUCCGGGUUGGCUUAUAAGGUACUUAUGAUUAUUAAGUGCUGGUGCUCUGUGACGCAACAAUUGGUGCUGUAGGUGAUAAUGAAGCAGCUUCCCAUAUUAGAAUGAUAUACAACUGUGCCACAAGAAAAAGUUUUCGAAGUGCAAGAAUCACAGGAGUACGUAUGAAAAUUUGUCUACAGACAGAGAAGAUUCGGCGUGAAGAUUCGGCAACGGCGCCCUAUCCUAUCCUAGCCUAUUGUCCUACAGAGAAUACACUACUUUUUCGUCAAACGCGAACACUUCACUAGGUACUCCGCCAGGGUGAGGGCAAAUUUCAUCCGACCAAAGAUUCUCCAUGUGAUUGCCACUACAGAGGAACCCUCGUUGACCGAAAGACCGAGUUUGACAGCAGCUACAAGCGUGGGCAGCCAACAACGUUCGCGCCGAACCAGGUAGUCUUGAUUCAUCUAUUUCUCCAGAGGGAAAGAACGAGAUUAGUAGUUUUACGAACUACGCUUUUGAGUUUUUUUGGUUGAAACUACGAAGCAUUUUCUCAUGAUGAGAACAUUUUCCUGGAGAGCGAGGGAGAGACUCACUGACUACUUAUUUUAUGCCAGGUAAUUGCUGGUUGGACUGAGGCUAUGCAAUUGAUGGUCGAAGGCGACAAGUGGGAAAUGUACAUCCCUCCGAACCUCGCCUACGGCUCCCGCUCUAUGGGAAACGACUUGCCGGCUCAUAGCACCCUCAUUUUUGAGAUGGAAAUUAUCAAGAUCAAGGGAGAUAAGGUGCCAAGCAAGGAAGAGUUGUAAGAAAUCAUGCGGGUUUGAGUUGGUAUAAUUGAUGUGCCCACGACCUUUUUUUUGGUGGGCACUUAAAAUGCGAUGGUCGCAUGUGAGACGUGAUCGGAGCUGGUCAUAUGUAGCAUACAGAGAGUAAACGCAUAACUACAUCUAUACACGAAGGAGAAUGUAGAGGAGAUACCGGAAAACUCUUUGAUGAUCACCAAGCAAGCUCAAGCAUGGACAUGUGUAAUAAAGUUGUAAAUCAAAAUCUUAUCAACACGAAGCACGAGUAGUUCCUAGAAAUGAUAGUAAGUUCACUCGUCAUCGUCUGUUUAUCCUCCCCACAGAGGAGCAGGCAAAUCAAUUACACUUGAUGGUAUUCAUCAAACCCAUGCGCAUGUCCAUGUGAAUUCACGCGAGCGUGAUAGUGCGACAUUGACACACCUCGCCGAAUAAGAAGAGGAGGCUCUGAAAGGGA